Messenger RNA from Pecten maximus, 1696 nucleotides. RefSeq names its product peroxisomal membrane protein 4-like. The coding region runs from base 9 to 617 and encodes 202 amino acids. Gene Ontology annotation, cellular component: peroxisomal membrane. NCBI's taxonomy places the organism in Eukaryota, Metazoa, Mollusca, Bivalvia, Pectinida, Pectinidae. The record is from RefSeq and is a predicted model, not a curated record. The transcript has 4 exons.
CACAAACCAUGGCAAUGGCGUUGGUUGAUAGCGUGAAUCGUCUGCUGGCGUCCGGCAACUACCAGCCGUUGCUGUCGGUGAUCAAGGGAUUUCGAAAUGGAGCCGUGUAUGGAGCAAAAGUUAGAUUACCACACUCCUUGGUGAUGACACUGCUGUUUAAGCGUGGCAGUAUAAAGGACAUGUCUAAAGGGAUACUGGAAGCUACCUACACCCAUUCUCGUAACCUGGCACUGUUUGUGUUUGCAUACAAGUCCCUGACAAGUCUAAUGGCAGUGGCUCAGAAUAAACCUGAACAAUUCCACUCAUUUGCAGCAGCUUUCUGUGCAGGGUAUUUCAUAUUUGGGAAGUACAACAAGGUCAACGAACAGAUAAACCUGUACCUCCUGUCACGGAUCCUUUACGGACUAGCAAAGUUAGCAGUGAAGAAAGGUUACAUUCCAAAACCCAAGGGUGACACAUUUCCUUGGUUUGCAGCCAUUGUGUGGGGAAUUGUCCUAUGGCUGUUCGAGUAUGAAAGUGACACUUUGCAGCCAUCCCUCAAGUCUUCCAUGACCUACCUCUACCAUGAUAGCAACAUAUGGCAAAACUUCAAAAACUUCCUCAUUUACAAUAAGUAGGCUUUUGUAUACAUAUCAUACAGUUGUACUGUGAAAACAGUACAUAUAUAGAACUCUGUUUUCUGGUAAAAAUGAUAACUGUUAAAAUUUCAGUCUUUGAUAUGCCUUCACUCCCAAAAUCUGAGACAUAAUAAACGAAAAUUUUAACAGUGUCUCCCAACAAAAGAUCCACUCAAGGGUUGUUGACUGCAACUACCUGGUUACCUUCUUCAUUCCUACCUGUGGUCAUUGAGAGACUAUAGACUAAUCUGAUCUGGGAUUUUGAAGUCACAUGACUCAAAGAUUAUACCCUAGAUCAUGUGACUGAGUCAAACCCCCGAUUGGAGAUGUCCUAUGGCUGUUUGAGUAUUGAGAAUUGUCUCAAUUCUGAGACACUUGAUCAAAUGCAUAACUUUUUACAAAAAAAUAAAGCAAUUAUCAGUUUAAUAAUUAUGAAAAGCCAAGUGGAAAUUUGGAAAGAAUAAAAUAUCAGAUUUACUAGUUAUUGGAGAGUGAAGUGUUGGAACAUCAACAGGAUGUUAUGCUGUUUCUUAAGAUUUUUGCUUCAAAUCAUGAAAGUUAACCGACUUCAGAUUUUAUGAGAUUCUAGUAUCAGUAUGUAUACAUAAUUAUGUAAAUGUGUAAUAAAACCCCAAAGGAAUAAAUCAUUUCAGCAUACUGUGUUUCACUCUGAAGAAAUUAUUGUUGUUUUUUUUUUAAUUCAAUUAUCUUAAAAAGAAGGUGUAAUUAUUGCAUUAACUUUUAAUUUUUGUGUAUUUUUAGUUUAAUUAGACAAUCUUCUUUUUAAUACCUUUGUUUGCAAUGGGAACAAAAAUGUGUGUGUUAUAACAAGAACCUUUAUUAUACAGAUGUUUCACGAUUGUUGACAAACUAAUUAAUAUGCAGAAAUGUUAUUCUGGAGAAUUUUUACAGCUUAUUGUGUCUGUUUUACCUUUUUCAAGAAUUGUUUGAUACAAUGUAAUUUACAUAUUAUACUGAAAUAUGUUAAGUUCUUCAUUUUCAUGACAAUGUUUUUUUGUUUUUUUGCCUCCAAAUUUAGUUAACAUUACAAUACUUAAGUAUUUGAAACCUAUUUCAAU